UGGAAUUUGAUGUGGCCCAGUGGUGAUAAACUGUAUGCUUUUUUUAGAAAUAGGUCAAUAGGUCAAUUAGAUUAUGUAGUGACAUCAGCAGCCCAUUAUCAGGCCAGCCAAUCUGUGGCCAUUAUUGUUUAUGGAGGAUUGAUUGUAGGCCAACAACACAACACUACAGCAACAGCAGCAGAACUACAAUCAUCUAAGCAAGCACAGACUGUUGGCCAGGCCAAUAUGGUUAUUUUCCAUCCUUGGGCUGGCCAACAGUCUGCUAAGAUGUCCUUGCUUUCUUGUGGCUUUGCUUGUUGGUUUGUGUUCAUUCAUGAAUUUGGAUUUCAUAACCUUGAACCAGUUGUCAAAUUGAUAGAGAUGGCAGCCCCAUUACCAGCAAUCCACAAUUCCCAUGGCCACGCUCCAAUACACGGCCAAGCUAUGAUGCAACACCGUGUACCAAGCCCGCCAAACAAGCUGAAACCCCAAGAUGCGUACCGGAAACCUGCUCUGAAGGUGAAAAAGAGGGAUCGAGAUGCACAGACAAAGCAGCAAGCACUCUGGCAAAAACAGCAGCCUAACUUGUCCAGCAUGGAGGUUCAAAAAUAUCGCAACACUUAUAAACAUAACUUGUGUCUGGAGAUGUUAAAGGACGGCUUCCAUCAUUCAUUCUCGGAGCUGUUUGCACUGAUUCGCCAGCAGAAAGAACGACUCCAGUCUGCUAAUAACGAUGUAGGUUUCUCCGCCACAUUGCUAGAAGACCAAGAAGAGAAACUGAACCAGUUGAAGUUACACCUAACAGAAGCAGAAAGUGCUUUAAGAAUAAAUGAUCUAGAAGUUGUCUACAAUGCUAGAAACAAAUUAGCCGAGUAUUUUUUGAGUACCGAUGAUCUCUGGUUGUCGGAUCACUUCUUCGCUUCAUGUCUAGACACUUCCCUUAACAUCCCCGGUGAUGGACGGAGGAAGGGGGAGGCAUACUGUAACAUGGGCCUAGCAUUUGAACGAAGGAGAGAUUAUGGCAAAGCAACAAAAUAUUUUGAAGAAUUUUACAACUUAGCGUCCAAAAACAACUGGAUGACGGGAGACGGGCUGAGUCUGCACUCGUCAGCCUGCGAACACCUCCGGAGGGUGUACACAGCAGUGGCGGAAGCCCAUCAGAAAGGGGAUGAUAAAAGUCCAGAAGAUGCAAUCAAAUACUUCCAACAAGCCUUUGAUAUGGCUAAAGAAAGUGGGGAUGAGGCCAAGGAGGGAGAUGCCAGCUACAGACUAGGCUUGGCCUAUGAAGAUAUCUCUGACUCAGAAACUGCUUUAAUGUACCACAAUGGUUUUAUGGAUGUAUGCAAGAAACAAGGAGAUCAAGUUGGCAUGGGAAAGGCUUGUCAAGCCAUUGCUAAGUCAUAUGAAAAUCAAGGCAAACUAGAGGAUGCUAUUCGCUACCUCGAGAUGUUCGUUGACAUCGCAGAAAGAAGUAAACAAGAUGGCGCGCAAGCAGAAGCAUGUAGUUGCUUAGGGAACAUAUUCAAUUCAUUAGGAGAGUACGACCGAGCAUCGCAGUAUUUUGGCAAAGCGUUCAACAUCGCCCGUAGCAUGAGCGACAAUGUAGCCACGGCAUCUACUAGAGUUCUCUUUGGCAUCUCCAGCGCACACAGGGCUCUGCAAGCCUUUGCAAUCUGUGUCGAUCGGCCUAGCAGAACUCUGAAGGAACGGCUUCUUAACUGGAAGGACAUACGCAGUGAUCAGUUUGAUGAGGUCUUACAAGAACAAAAUGCAGAGAGCGAGAAUACCUAGCUUUAUUAUAUUGACUGAAAGAAGACCCCAAGUUAUGUACAGAUAGCAUUGUAAUUACUUUAUCAAUAUUUGUUUUCUCGUCAGAUUGUACUGGAAAAAAAAAACAACUUUAAAGUAAAUAAUUUUAUCAAGAAAGUAGUAUUAUACAUGUGUUUAUGUAGUGAAAAUAUUUAGCUUUGUAAAUACUGUAUUUAAAUUAGAUCAAAGCUUGUAUUCAUUUGCAUUUGGCUACAAUUGUUUUGUUUUUGUUGCUGAAGUUCCAUCCACACUAACAAUUUUUAUAAAUGACAAAUACUGGUGCUUUGAUCAAUCAACUAUUAAUCAAUCAGCCUCAUGAGGGCAGUAUAAUAGAGGUAGUAGAGCUCAAAAAGAUCUAUUAAUCAGCUGAGUGUUUCUAUUGCUCCUCAUCGGAGCUAAAUUUAUUUGUCAGAUGAAACUUGGUAAUGUGGACAGACCUUUAUAUUGUCAGUUUGAUAAACGAUAUGCAGCAUGGUUUAAAAAGAUAUAAAUAACUUUGUUUUCUUGUGUAUUGUAUGUUGGUAAAGCCACCUUUUAUUAAUCUGAUAAGGGAUUCAAUUAAUCAUGUCUUUAUUCAUGACAACAGAAACUUCAAUUUAAAAUUUAAAAACAUCAAAUUUUUUUAAUGCAAAUUUACAAAAAAAAAAUAUUUAAAUAAAAUAUGGGGAUAACAUUUAUGUGGUAUUCGAGAAGCGUUUUUGAACCUAAUUUUUAAUGUUUUAAAAACAACCACAUACCUCUGCUAUGUUAUGUUCAAGAAAGGAAAGCAUAUGCCUAUUUGGUAGGCUCUAUUCCCCAAUAAGAAAGGAAUUAUAAUUAUUUGCGACUAAUACCCGAUUCACACAAGAAAAUUGACGAUACGUCCCAUGCUACAUUGCACCUGAGUGAAUGCACGUCCACACUAUCAAAUUUGAGGGUAAUUGCGAUAUGCCCAUAUUUGGGUAUGAAAUAACAUUAUCGUGUCACAUAAUAUUCUCGGUAAAAAUAUCUUGAGAAGUUUGUUGGCCAUUUAGCGCGGUUCUGAUGUAAUAUUUUAUCUUGUGUGAAUCAGUUAUAAAUAUAUUGCAUUUGUGUCUAUAUAUACUCUGUGGUUUGUUGGUUAUUAGUAAACAGACUCGGUUAGACGAGAUUUAACUACCUCAUAUUGGCUGCUGUGAUGAUGAGCCAAUGCGUGGAGCUCAAUAAAGUCAGUCAUCCAAUCAGAACCAAUCUUAGAGAUAUUUUUUAUUUCAAAACAUUGGUUCUGAUUGGUGGUUGGCUUUGAGUUUCCCAUUUAGCAUAGUUUUUUAAAAAAUGCACUUCAUUGGGCAGCUUGGCAUGUAAUGAUAGCUUCCUGGUGGUGUUCUGCUGAUAUUUUCUGAAGGGCUCGUUUCUGAUUCGCUCGUCAGCAGUCAUCCCAGUGCAAGCAAUUCAAAUGCAUUGUUUCUAUUAUAUUUAGAGUUAUUAAUUGUUUCUUAUUUACUCAGUUAUAUCCUCUCCAACCUGAAUGAUUCGCACCAAAUCAUCCAAAAUUAUUGUUGAAAAGUGAUGUUUUAUGAUGAUUUUGCUAUAAAAUUGUUAUAAAAUUAGGUAAAUAGCUUAUUUGAGUACUUUUUGCUUUGUGAAUAGGAGGAGUUGUUUUAGGACUGCAGGCUCUGCAGUGGAUAUGCAUACUGUAGAUAAAGAAUAGCAUUUUUAAGAACUUAAGUCCUGUUCACACUAAGUUUAAGUGAAGAAUAUGACAUCAGGAUGCCAUAUCACAGGAAUCUGAUAGUGUGGACAGACUUAGCAAAACCAACUUCUUGUAUGUGAUCCCAAAACUCCAGUGUUGUCAAUUUCUGUGUGUAAGUUUAGGUCAUACUCAAGACCUUCAGUGUUUCUCAAAAAUAAGGUCGCUAAUAUGGUAAGACCAGAGAGUAUAGAAUGCCCUGAUUUUUUAUGCACACAAUGAAACUUUACCACGAGAUAGGAGGGCACCCCAUUAGAAAUCAAAUAGCUUUUGAAACUCCCCCUUUUAAAGGACGCCCUCUAUUUCGUGGUAGUGCUUUUUGAAAUAAGAUUACGCUCCAACGAAACCCCAAGUGCAGUUCUAUACUAUUCGGCAAGACCUAGUGGAAAAUUCUUAAUGAUUUCACUUCCUAAAAACCGUGUAAUCCUUCAAAUAAUGCGUACACAGAACUUCUGAGAUAAUUUUUACAUUGCUUACGGUGUGUAGAAAAGAAUUAGACCAUCCUGCUUGCAGCCAACGUGUUACGACAUUGAUAUUGGUUUUCCAGGGAAUGCUGUUCCAAAACAUGUUAGUUUAAAAUCCUCAUAAUACUAAGUGAAUGAAAUGUAUGCAGAAUUGCAGAAAAAAAGUUAAUACUUAAAAGUGUAUUAUAAGAAAAUUGCGAAAAGGCAUAAUUUAUUAAAUUUGCCAUGUCUACACUAUCAAAUUUUAUGUGUCAAGUAAAUGUGAUAUGCCCAUAUUUGGAUGUUAUAUGAUGUUAUACCCAUAUUUGGGCACAUCGCACAAAUUUGUCACUUAAAAUUAGAUAGCAUGCACAAAGCAUUUGAGUAAUAGAUUUCAUUUUUGUAAAUAUAAUAGAAAACAUAAUAAUGGUUUAUUUAGUGUCCUUUAAAAUGUACAUUUACCCAAUGUGGUUUACAGAUGACAUUAAAAACAUGUGGAUCACGUGUUAGCGGUUUAAACUCCUUUGCAAAAUAAAGAAAAAUGUUUUUGAUUUCUGAUCUGGUAAAAA
This is a messenger RNA of Anneissia japonica, 4508 nucleotides long. Its product is annotated as tetratricopeptide repeat protein 29-like. The transcript has 10 exons. The coding region runs from base 10 to 1770 and encodes 586 amino acids. The record is from RefSeq and is a predicted model, not a curated record. Gene Ontology annotation, molecular function: protein binding. Lineage: Eukaryota; Metazoa; Echinodermata; Crinoidea; Comatulida; Comatulidae.